Molecule: messenger RNA, 1023 nt
Organism: Diversispora eburnea
Lineage: Eukaryota; Fungi; Glomeromycota; Glomeromycetes; Diversisporales; Diversisporaceae
Source: the annotation of a GenBank genome assembly
AUGACAACCACCUCAAAUAAUGAAUUUCAUUUUCACGAUUAUUCAUGUUCCACCACGAAUGUGAUUCAAUUUUGGUAUGAAUUGAAAAAUGUCAAAAAUUGGGAAACAGACGAAUCAAAAGUAGAACUUUAUUAUUCCUCCCAACAUUUUGGAAAUUUUAUUGCUUACUUAUAUGGACAUCCCUUAAGGUACAAAAAGAUGAAUAAUUUAUUCGUGUUAGCGUAUUUGGCUCAUAAGUUCAGAGUACCUGAAUUAUCAGAUCAUUGUGAAAAUUUGUUGACUCAAAUGGUUAGCAAAUGGUUAAGAUUAAAUAAUUUAAGACAAGAAAUUUUGAAGUUCUUAUGGUCAAAAGGUGUAGAUAAAUUAUUUAAUUCACGUAUAUCAAAAUUCAUUGAAGAAGGGGAUAUCAAAGAAAUUAUUAAAUUAGCUGAAAAUGAAAAAGAAAGAAUUUUAACUUCGGUUAAAGAAGAACAACAACAGCAGCAGGAAAGUAGUUGUAAUUAUUAUCAACAACGAAAUGAGCGAAAGAAAACUAUUAUGAAAACUACUAUGAAGAAUCGAGAAUUAAAUAAUCGAGAGGAAAAUCAAAAGGGAAAUCAGGAGGGAGUAGUAGUAAAUAAAAGAAGAAUGGAUAAAGAUAAUAUUGUUUCAGAUUAUGACGAAAACGAAAAAUUAUCUAAGAGUAAACAAAAUUGUGCUUCUAUAUCACCAAUUGAUUAUGAAGAAGAUUAUAAUUUGACUUCAAACCAAGAACAUGCACUAAAAAAACGGAGUUUUGAAAUUACAAAUAGGAAAGGCAAUAAUGACGAGAAUUAUAUUACUUCCAAGAAAGCGAAUUGUCAAAAAGAAAAACGAAAGAUUAAACAAGUUGAUAUCACGAAAUCACUUAGAUUACAAAUUAAAAAAAGAAAUAAUUUUAUUCCUGAAAUUCCUAAUUGUAGACCACCUGGUGGAUUAAAAAGAAAUUUAUCAGAAUUAUCAGAUAGUUGUUAUGGAGCUCAAUCCAAGAAGCGAGCAGUUUAA